CAAGAAGGCUGUGGUUCCGAAUCUCUCCGCAGUUGCUCUUGUUUUGUAUGUGAAUGCUAAAUGUUGACAUUCAACAUGGCGGCAUGUCGUCAGUGCUGUGCUGUGUCGUGAUUGUGUAAUUGUUAGUUUAGGAUAUUUUUGAAAUCAACGCUCACUGUAAAUUCCACAUUUAAAAGCUGAAGAAGAAAACGAUACUCUAGAAUUAUUGGAACGACACAACCACACUCAGCACGCAUUGAAGACAUCUGAGGAUUUUCAAGCCAACAUUUAUCCUUUAAAUCUCCAAUGUUUUUGAUUUAUUCCUUUUAUAAAGGAUGACUGAUGUUUAAGAAAAACACAGUUAUUCUCGAACAAGCUAAAUUUAGUAAUUAUCAAACAGUUGUUAUGAUAUUAUUAAUGCAAAGAUUCGUGGAAAGUAUUGUUCGUAUGAUAUGAUGUGUUAAAAUAUUUUGUACACAUAUUAAUCAUUCGAAAUACUCAUGCUAACCGUAUUGUUCGUUUGUAAACUGUGUAUGCAACCCGCUUAAUGAAAAGGAGCUAGGUACUCUGCGUAGUGGUGACCCUGCGAUUGUGAUUGCUGCCUUGGCUGGGAUUGUGCUAAUUUGAUCUGUUAAUGGGACAAAAGAAUUAUCCACAAUUUGAGAGUGCCAAGUUUGCUAAGAAUAAGAACAGCCGUGGUAGUUCUCGUUAAACAAUCUACCACAAUUAACAAGAUACCCGUGUCACCUUCCUCCCUAGUUGCCGGUCACAAGAGAAUCUGCAUUUCAGCAGCGUUUCCAAACAAAAGGAAAAAAAAAAAAAAAAAACGCCUUUCUCCCUCUUUGUUAAGUUCUUGUAACGUUGUAAUAGUAAACAAAUAUAUAAGGUACCAAGAACCAUUCUGUGAUAUCUAUGUUAACACUUAAAUAAUUGAAAAGACUAAAAGUUCUAAAUAUAAGUAUAUAUAUUGCAAAGGAGCAGAAGCGAAGACAAAAAACACAAUUUAAAAAGAAAAAAAAAAACGACAAAAAAAAUAAAUAAAAUAAAAACGAAAACAAAAAAAUUCAAAAGAAGAUUAAAAAAAAUUAAAUAAAAUAAUUCAAAGUCAAAUAAUAAAUUACCUAUAAUCGAUUGACGGAGAUAUUUAAAAUUAACGUAAGAAGAGAACAAAAAAAAAACAUAAAAACGUUGAAAAUUUCAAAUAAUGUCCAAUAAUCCUCAGUGGAAAACGUUCCAGCCGCCAAUAAUGAACUCCGACCCAGCAAUACUUGACUACAAAUCCAUGACCAUCCCAAGUCCUAAGGUUGUAGGAGCGCCACACCAAUCAGGCGGCGGAUACCGCAAUGGUACCGGUUACAGCGGAGAUCACUUCAUGGGUUCACCUCCUAGCUGUGGAAAAAAUUCGUCAAGUUAUGUAAAUUACCCUAGUUCGCAGACAUCACCACGUAACGGCACAACUAGAUUUCCAAUUGGCACGUUCACUGGUAUGGAAGGAGGUAUUGGUUACACAGGAGAACCUGCGACCAAUAAUUCGUCUUACCAAGAUCAGUCCAACAACCAAGGCACCCGUGAGACUGGAAUAAUCGAAAAAUUAUUGCAUUCUUACGGAUUUAUACAGUGCUGUGAGCGGCAAGCCAGACUGUUUUUUCAUUUUAGCCAAUUCAGUGGUAAUAUAGAGCAUCUGAAAAUUGGAGAUCCAGUUGAAUUUGAAAUGACAUAUGAUCGACGAACAGGAAAACCUAUUGCUAGCACCGUGAGCAAGAUUGCUCCGGAAGUGGUACUGAGUGAAGAGAGGGUUACUGGCAAUGUAACAACAGAGCUACACAGUAGUGGCGAUUCACAAGGACGAAUUAGCUAUGAAAAUCGUGGCGAGUGUUUCUUCCUGCCUUAUACCAAAGAUGAUGUAGAAGGAAACGUCACUCUGCGUGCGGGUGACAAAGUGUCUUUUCAAAUUGCUACUAAUCAACGAGGUAACUUGGGUGCUUGUCAUGUCAGACUUGAAAAUCCAGCCCAUCCUGUCCGUUACCGCGGAGUAGUUUGUUCAAUGAAAGAAAGUUUUGGCUUCAUUGAACGAGCCGACGUUGUCAAAGAGAUUUUCUUCCACUUUAGUGAGGCCAAAUCAAUGAAAGAUGAGUUAAGGCUGGGAGAUGAUGUAGAAUUCAUCAUACAAACGCGAAAUGGCAAAGAAGUCGCAUGCAAUAUUACUAAAUUACCACCAGGAUCUAUUGUCUUUGAAGAAGUUGGUAAUGAAGUUGUAAAAGGACAAGUAUUGAAACCUUUGGAGCGAGGUACAGCUGCACGUCAUCAAAACGAUCCAUUGCCUGGUCGAAUCAGAUAUAGAGCACCGGACCAUUCUGAAGUCGAAGUGCCAUUCGGGGAUAAGGAUCAGAAGGGCGAUUUUACAUUGAGGCAUGGUGAUUGGGUUCAGUUUCGCAUUGCAACUGAUACUAGAGACCAACUGAAAAGAGCCACAGAAAUCUCUUUACUCCCUGAAUCUUUUUCUGUGUCAGGAGAACGCCGUGAGCAAGGCAUCAUUGCUGCACUAAAAGAGGGUUUUGGAUUUAUACGUUGCGUUGACCGAGACGCAAAACUUUUCUUCCAUUUCAAUGAAGUUCUGGAUGUAGAUAGAGAAAUCAGUGUGAAUGAUGAAGUCGAAUUCACAGUUAUACAAGAUCCCUCAUCAUCAUUCUCCAAUUCUCGACAAAGCGCAAUUAGAUUGACACAUCUGCCAUCAGGUAGUGUUCAAUUUGAAAGUGUUAUAGAAACAACUGUACCAGGUAGUAUAGUUCAGGAUAUUAAUGGCAUUGAACCUGGCCUUAUUGGUUAUUUAAAAGAUGGCCAACAAAAGAAUAUCAUCUUUUUCACAAAAGACUGUGACCCAAAAAGUAUUCCAAGGCUUGGUGACAAGGUCACAUUCAACAUUUGCCAAGUGAAGCGAAAUAAAGAACUUGUCGCCGUAGACAUAUCAUUAACCAAUUCGAACGAAAAAACUCAGAAUGGAAAUAAGAAAUCAAAUGGCUCAAUCAUCCAAGGCUUUAUUGCUGCCCUCAAGGAUGGAUUUGGCUUCAUUGAGACUGUGAAUCACGAAAGGGAAAUAUUUUUUCACUUCAGUAAUUUUGACGGUGAAGCUAACACUUUGGAGUUGGGAGCUGACGUUGAGUGUACUAUUGGCACUGGAAACGGCCGAGGUACAGGUGGUUGUGCAGCUGCAGAAUUUGUACGAUUAGUACCUCGCGGAACAAUCCCUAGGCCUGUAUGUACUGGGGAAGUACUAGAUGGUACAGUUGUACGACCUCUGAGAAGCGCUAAUCCUGACCAAGUUGAAUAUGCUGGACUAAUCAAAAUAAAUCCUACUACUGAAGACGAAGAGACACCAGAAUAUGAAUUUGGAAUCAUGGGUCUUGUGAAUAAACGUGAACUGUUACAGUCCGGUGAUCCAGUUCAAUUACAGGUAGAUGCAGCAGGGCAUGCUUGUAAUAUUGUAGCUGUACGCAAAAAACGAAGAGCAACAGUUGAUGCAGUUAAAGGUCCAUUUGGAUUUCUUGCAUACGAAGUUGAUGAGGGAAAAAAAUUAUUUUUCCACAUGAGCGAAGUUAGGGAUCACGCUACUCUUCAACCUGGUGACCAGGUUGAAUUUGUUUUGGUAACAAAUCAGCGUACAGGAAAAUCAUCGGCAUGCAACGUGACCCGUUUAAGUGACGUAGUCCAACAGCGGCCUGAACGGCUGAUAAGCCGUCUGCGUACUAUUUCAUUAGAAGAUACAGGCCCAAAAUUAACAGUUGUUAGACAACCACGAGGCCCGGAUGGUACUCGAGGAUUUGGCCAGGAGAGACCUCCCCACAUUCCUGGUGCUAUUCAAGAAUAAUCUUGUACCCUACCAAUGAUUAUUUAUCCAAAUUGUACCUACAUUAAAUAUUUUUAGUUCAUGCACUUGAAUGCCGAGAUUAUUAUUAUGAACGUAAAGGUAACCAAAUCGAAAAUAACAAUUAACAAUAAUAACAUUAUUAAUAAUAACUAUCGUAAUAAUAAUAAUCGGCAAUUCGGACGUUAAAAUUAUCAGAAACAACGAGUCAUUUUAUCUCCAUAAAGGUAAAAAAGGGGGCAGUUAGUCCAAUCCAUGAUUUGAAAUAAACUUUGCUUCUGUAGCUACAAUUUUUAUGCUGAUUUGUUUUCUACUGUUUUGCAAGUAUAAAAAAACUUGUUCCGCAAUGUUUUUCGUUCGUCUUUUUUUCUUUCUUCUUUUUAUUUUUUUUGUACACAAUGUAAAACCCAUAGUUAUCGCAAAUGUUGCAUCUGAUAACUAUUUCAAUUUGAUGCAGUCAGAUAAGUCUGAAAAAAAAAUUAGAGUUUGUAAGUUAAAAAAGUUUAUUUAAAUUGGGUUGCAAAAUGAAUAGGACCCGGUGUUUGGCUGUAUGAUAAUCAUCCAGCUGGGCCUGGCAUAGAUUGCCAUGUUCUAAAAUCAACGUUUCCUGUUUGACUUUGUAAAAAUAUACUUACAUGUUGAUACAACUUUUAUUUAUAUCGAUUUGUUUGGACUAUUUGUGCUACCCAGAGAUAUACACUCACUGAGACUAGGCAUAUUAUAGUACAAUCACACACAUGCUGUGUAUGUGUAUGAUCGAAAUGGUUCACCAUGUCUUAAAUGAGAAAAUUGCAUGACUGAGCUAAUGGAUUAUCUAUUUAAGUGCAUGAUGAUCAUAAUGAUGAAGAUAAUCGAAAUGAUGAAAGCGAUAAAGAUGCACAAAUGUGCGUCUCCAUUAUAUAAAUUACUGUAUCGCGAAAUCAAUUAAUGAAAUGUUUACGAAUUUGUACAAUACAAACCGAAAAAAAAAAUAAUAAGAACCAAGAAAAUAUAAGUUAAAUCUGGCCAAUCGUUUGUCGUAGAUAAUAUAUUUUAUACACAAUACGUACACACAAUUCAUGCAUAUUUACGUGUAUACAUGAGUGCUGUGUUGGUGUUGACACGCGCAUGCGCUCGUUCAAGUGUAUAUAUUUAUUUGACAUAUUAUAUAUAUUACAUAUGUAUGAAUAAAUAUAUAUACAUGAUUCACGUACCAAGCUUGAAAUCGUCAAUUUCGCGGAUUGUACAGCAAUUUUUAUACAAAGCACAAAGGGUACAAACUAUUUUGUACCAAGUCCGAAUUAUUGUACUUGGUACAAUAAUUUUCAAACAGUUUGAGCUAUGCACAAAAUUGCUAUAUCAAACAGUGAAUAUCAAAGUCUCGCGUAACUUGGUACCAGACUUCUUGUACAUACAAAACCCAAAAGAAACGUAUAGAUAGAUUAGAGCGGAACAAAAAAAAAUUCCUUUUCGAUAUCAGUCUUCCCUAUACAUUGAAAAGUUGUACUCUCUAACUCUAAACACCCACCUGAAAGAAUGUUGGGUUUAUAUUAAAUGCCACUCUUUGGUCAUGAAUGUUUAUUAUCCAUAUAAUUGAAGUAUAGUGGUCCCUUGGGAACAGAAAGAUGCAGUCCCAUAGAAAAAAAUUCUUUUGGGCGGGUUUCCAAAAUUCAGAAUACAACUUCUCGGUGUAUAGAGAAAAUUGAUUUCGAUAAUCCCAUUUUUUCGUUUCAUUCUAAUGUAUACAUGUGUAUGUGUGUAUGUAUGAAUGUAUAUACAUAUGUAUACACACACACCUAUGUACGAAGAUAAAUUCUCAAGUUCCUGAUGCAGUCUCGUGUUGUCAAAUCAAAUUAGUAUUAUACAUGCAGUGAAAAUAUGAUGAAAUUAUUAAUCGUCUAUAAAAGAAAUUUAAUCAUUCACAUUUUAUAAGUUUGCCAUUACGACUGUGAACGAUAUAGACGUGGCACUACUUAGAAAUAGACGAAAGAAUAACAUAAUCAUGUAAUACAUACACAAGCACGAUACAAAUUAAGCGCUUGUCCUAAGGCCCAUAGAUCCAACACAUCAUAUGCAUACAUACUGUAAAACUAUUGGUGAAAAAUAAACAUAUGAAGCAUCAACGAAAUAUUUCGUACUUCAUAGUAUUUUAUUUGACGAA
Molecule: messenger RNA, 5981 nt
Organism: Neodiprion virginianus
Lineage: Eukaryota; Metazoa; Arthropoda; Insecta; Hymenoptera; Diprionidae
Gene: Unr
Product: cold shock domain-containing protein E1
Exons: 11
Coding region: 1184-3844 (886 amino acids)
Molecular function (GO): nucleic acid binding
Source: RefSeq, a predicted model, not a curated record